AUGUCGUUCCAAACAGAUCUAUUCAUCAAUGGAAAGUACGUGAAAUCCGCCAAGGGUGAGACGAUCACGAUCAUCAACCCGAACGACGAUACCGUGGUAUCGAACAAGAUUCAGGUCGCCGGCGAGCAGGAUGUCGACAAUGCCGUCAAAGCGGCCAAGGCGGCCUUCCCAGCAUGGAAGGUGACAUCCGGGGCGAAGCGUGCGGCCAUGAUGCUGAAGUUCGCUGAUCUCCUCGAAAAGAACGUCGACCGUCUGGCACACCUGGAGUCCAGCGCCAUGGGCCAGCCAAUCUCGGUCGCGAAGAAAUUCAUUCUUGGUCCUGCUGCCGUCUGGAGAUACUAUGCUGGAUACGCUGGUAAAAUCGCGGGCGAAAGCUACCCCCCAGACGAGGAUGGGCAGUAUAAGAUCGUGCAGUAUGAACCACUCGGUGUGUGUGCCGGCAUUUGUGCGUGGAAUGGCUCUCACAUCCUGGCUGCGUGGAAGCUGGCUCCAGCGUUGGCCGUUGGGAACGUGUGCAUCCUGAAGAGCUCGGAAAAAUCGCCUAUUGCCCUGGCGCAAUACGGCGAGCUGCUGAACGAAGCAGGAUUCCCGCCAGGUGUGGUCAACAUAGUUGCAGGCGCUGGCCCAACGGGAGCUCUUCUCGCCAGCCAUAUGGACAUUGCAAAGAUUGCCCUGACCGGAUCUGCUACUGCAGGCCGAGCGGUGCAAGUCGCGGCAGCCAAGUCGAAUCUGAAGCGCGUGACGCUCGAGCUUGGCGGCAAGUCCCCGGCUGUCAUCUUCGACGAUGCCGAUAUUGGCAACGCGGUCUUUCACACCAGCGAAGGCUUCCUGCGUAAUUCGGGACAGAUCUGCAAUGCCUCGAGUCGAGUAUUAGUCCAGGAGGGUAUCGCGCCGGAGUACAUCAAGACCGUCAAGACCGCCUUCGAGAAAGCAGCCGAGGCAAUGGGAGACCAAUCGCUGGCUGAGACGAAGUUCGGGCCAUUGGCUGAUAAGAAGCAAUUCGACCGGGUCAUGGGAUUCCUGGACGAUGCGAAGAAACAAGGCAUCGAAGUCUUGACUGGCGGUGGGCGAAAGGGCGAGAAGGGAACCUUCAGCAAUGUCUACACCGACGAGAUUUUCGGUCCUGUUGUCAGCGUUCGCACAUUCAAGACGGAGGAAGAGGCUAUCCAGCUUGCGAACGAUACGACUUAUGGCCUAGGAACGACCAUCUAUACAUCAGACAUGCCUCGUGCACUUCGCGUUGCUAGCUCGAUAGAAGCAGGGACGGUCUCGAUCAACUCCGCUUUCGCAACAUCGGUGCAGACGCCAUUCGGAGGCUGGAAAGCGUCCGGGUACGGACGAGAAUCUGGUGUUGAGGGACUGAAGACAUAUUGUCAAGCAAAGACAAUCCACAUCAACAUGACGCUGCCGGCGAAGAAAUGA
Molecule: messenger RNA, 1422 nt
Organism: Cyphellophora attinorum
Lineage: Eukaryota; Fungi; Ascomycota; Eurotiomycetes; Chaetothyriales; Cyphellophoraceae
Product: Aldehyde dehydrogenase
Exons: 6
Coding region: 1-1422 (473 amino acids)
Molecular function (GO): aldehyde dehydrogenase (NAD+) activity
Source: RefSeq, a predicted model, not a curated record